Molecule: messenger RNA, 1110 nt
Organism: Cavenderia fasciculata
Lineage: Eukaryota; Evosea; Eumycetozoa; Acytosteliales; Cavenderiaceae
Gene: sas10
Product: U3 snoRNP protein
Exons: 1
Coding region: 1-1110 (369 amino acids)
Biological process (GO): maturation of SSU-rRNA from tricistronic rRNA transcript (SSU-rRNA, 5.8S rRNA, LSU-rRNA)
Cellular component (GO): small-subunit processome; nucleolus
Source: RefSeq, a predicted model, not a curated record
AUGGCAAAGGCAUCUGGAACUUCUAUAAAGGAUCAUCCAGUAAUUGAUCAAUUGGUAAAGAUUAGAGUCAUGUUGGAAAAGAUUCAACCGUUGGAUCAAAAGUUACAAUACCAAAUUGAAAAAUUACUCAAGACUGCCCAAACUGGCAAAUUAUCCAUCAACGACAAGAACGACCCGCUAUCCUUUAAGCCAGACCUUGGGUCGAUGGGCGACAACCAAGAAGGUGACGAAGACGACGAGGACACUCGUUUGAUGAACAAGGCCGGUCUCUACCAAGCCCCACGUAUCUCUGGCAACCGUUUGGUCAGAGGUGGCGACUAUGAAGAAGGCGAGGAUGUUAGAAAGCAAAAGAGAGAGAGAAAGAACAAAGAAAAGGCUGUUCGUAGUUCCAUGGCCCAACUCAUCGAAGAGGAAUACGGUGAUGCUCCAGAGGAAUUGGCCGACGAAAUGGACGAAAUGGAAAAGGAAGACGACGCAGAGCGUGAACAAAGAGAAUACGAAGAAGAAAACCUCGUCCGUCUUUCCCAAUCGAAAAAAGACCUCAAAAAGAAAAAGCCAAAGAAACUUUCCGAUGGUUUGGACGAUAUUGGUGACUUUGGUGACUUGGCCUCGAUCACUGCCAACGUUGGUGACAAUGAUGACGCCAAGGAGGGCAAGGAGUACUUGAAGCGCAAGAGAAUGGAACAAAUGAUGGCUCAAUUGGGCAAGACCAAGCGUUCAAAGGGCGACGAAGAGGUCGAGUUGAUCGACAAGGUCAAGAAACCAAAACGUAUCUUGCCACCAAAGGCAGAGGACGACGACAUCCCACUCGAGGACGACGAACCAGAGUAUGACGGUAUCCCAAGAAGCGAAGCACAAUACUAUACCGAAGACACUGAUGUUGCCGGUGGCAAGCGUCACAUUGACUACAAGAUGGAGAAGAAUCGUGGUCUUACCCGUAUCAGAAAUCCAGAAAAGAGUCACUCUCGUAUCAAAUACAAAUACCAAUACAAUGCUGCCAUCAAAAAGGUCAAUGCUAGCAGAUCAAAGGCUCAACACCAAGGUACCAAUUACAAGGGUACCAGAAGUGUUAAUCCAAAUGCUAUUAGAUCUACUCCAUAUUUACAUUAA